This is a messenger RNA of Malassezia sympodialis ATCC 42132, 1470 nucleotides long. RefSeq names its product Citrate synthase (gene CIT1). Gene Ontology annotation, biological process: carbohydrate metabolic process; tricarboxylic acid cycle. NCBI's taxonomy places the organism in Eukaryota, Fungi, Basidiomycota, Malasseziomycetes, Malasseziales, Malasseziaceae. Gene Ontology annotation, cellular component: mitochondrial matrix. The record is from RefSeq and is a predicted model, not a curated record.
AUGUGGAGGGGACCGGCUUCAUAUAAGCAGACCGCGAGAGUCAACAUGCUGUCUCUGACGAUCCCCCGUGCUGCUCUCCGGUCGGCUGUGGCCCCUCGCCAAUUUGCUGCUGCUGCUGCGGCCUCAUCUGUCCGCUAUGCCUCGACCAAGUCGUUGACUGAGGCUGUAGCUGAGAUUGUGCCUGCCAAGCGCGAGCAGCUCGCCAAGCUCAAGUCGGAGCAUGGCGAUGCUUCGCUGGGUGACUCUAAGGUGAGCCACCUGAUCGGUGGUAUGCGUGGCCUCAAGUGCAUGCUUUGGGAGGGCUCUGUGCUUGACGCUGAGAAGGGUAUCACCUUCCACGGUAAGAGCAUUCCUGUCUGCCAGAAGGAGCUGCCCACCGCCAAGGACAUUGGCCGUCCCGGCAAGGAGAUGCUGCCUGAGUCGAUGCUUUGGCUGCUGCUCACUGGCAAGAUCCCUACCGCCGAAGAGGCAAAGGGUCUGUCGCAGGACCUCGUCUCGCGCGCCAAGCUGCCUAACUUCGUUGAGAAGAUCAUUGACUCCUUCCCCAAGUCGCUGCACCCUAUGACUCAAUUUUCGGCGGCUGUGUCGGCUUUGAACCAUGACAGCAAGUUCGCUGCUGCCUACAAUGCGGGUGUCAAGAAGACUGAGUACUGGCAGCCCACUUUGGAGGACUCGCUGGACCUGAUUGCCAAGCUCCCUGCCAUUGCUGCUCGUAUCUACUACAACGUGUUCGGCAAGGGUGACGGUAAGCAGGCCGUGGACCCCAACAUGGACAUUGUCGAGAACUUCUCGCACAUGCUCGGCUACGGCAACUCUGAGGGUCUGACCGACUACCUGCGCCUUUACGUGGCUGUGCACAGCGACCACGAGGGUGGCAACGUGUCGGCCCACACGGCCCACCUGGUGGGUAGCGCCCUGUCGGACCCCUACCUCGCCUACGCCGCCGCCCUGAACGGUCUGGCUGGCCCCCUGCAUGGCCUUGCCAACCAGGAGGUGCUCAACUGGUCGCUUGAGCUCGAGAAGGCUGUCGGCUCGAAGCCCACGGAUCAGCAAAUCACUGACUACCUGUGGGACACGCUGAAGAGCGGUCGCGUUGUGCCCGGCUAUGGUCACGCCGUGCUGCGUCAGCCUGACCCUCGCUUCACUGCGCUGUCGCAGUACUGUGACACCCGCCCUGAGCUCCAGGAGUCGUCGAUUGUGCAGCUCGUCCAGCGUCUGUCGAAGCUUGCCCCUUCGGUCCUGAAGGAGCACGGCAAGACCAAGAACCCUUACCCUAACGUGGAUGCCGGUUCGGGCUGUGUCCUGUACACCUACGGUCUGGACGAGUUCAAGUUCUACACUGUGCUGUUCGGUGUGGCUCGUGCCUACGGUGCCCUGCCUCAGCUCGUGUUCGACCGCAUUCUUGGUCUUCCGAUCGAGCGCCCGAAGUCGCUGUCGAUGAACGCGCUGGAGGCUCUCCUGAAGAAGUAG